Messenger RNA from Vespula vulgaris, 780 nucleotides. RefSeq lists its product as uncharacterized. The record is from RefSeq and is a predicted model, not a curated record. The coding region runs from base 1 to 780 and encodes 259 amino acids. The transcript is spliced from 2 exons. NCBI's taxonomy places the organism in Eukaryota, Metazoa, Arthropoda, Insecta, Hymenoptera, Vespidae.
AUGCAAAAACAUUUUGUGAUAUUAAAAUGUAACGAAAUUGCAAUAAAAAAUAAAAGAACAAGUAUACAUUUCAAGAUACACGUGCCAGAGAUCAUCAACCAUCGCAUUCAUACGAAAACGAUAUUCAUACAUAAAUUGGUGCCUCGUAAAAAGUACGUGCCACGCAAAAAGGAAAUACCAAAAAAGAAAAAGCCAUCGUUUCACGAGGAAGAAGAUCAUAAGGAUGUUCACCACGAAUGGAAAUAUUGGACUAGUCACUUUCACCAUGACGAUCAUGGUCAUGAUCAUCAUGAUGACAUUAGUCAUGAAGUUAAACAAGAAGAAAUAUUUAACGAAGGUUAUCAGGAUCAAAAGGAUUUUCAACAAAAUCCAGUUAAAACGGACUCUUACUUUCCUAAACGAGAAUCUCACGAUGAAAAUAUUUCUUCGAGAGAUUACACGAACGGUUUGGUCGGUUACUCCUAUCCACCGCAAUAUUCACGGUAUUUGGAAGAUCGCGAGAUCUCUGAUAAUAAACAAGAAAAACCAACGCACAGCUAUGAGGAAGGAUAUCGAAAAGGUUUACAAACGAAAAGUGGAGCUAUUUAUACUAACGAAUUAAAUAAAUUUCAUUUUGGUACUAAAGUGGAAGAGGAAGAUGAACGGAGGGAAUCUAAGGAUGAAAAAGAGGAGGAGGAGGAGGAGGACGAAGAAGUCGUCAAAACUAAUGCAGGACGUUACUUCGUCACCGAGGAAAACGUGGAACUCGAUCAUUCUAACGAAGGAAGCGAGAUAAAAUAA